Amphiprion ocellaris (clown anemonefish) is the source of this 1066-nucleotide messenger RNA. RefSeq names its product olfactory receptor 142-like. Gene Ontology annotation, cellular component: membrane. Bases 54 to 1025 code for a protein of 323 amino acids. Gene Ontology annotation, molecular function: G protein-coupled receptor activity; olfactory receptor activity. Gene Ontology annotation, biological process: G protein-coupled receptor signaling pathway. Lineage: Eukaryota; Metazoa; Chordata; Actinopteri; Pomacentridae. The record is from RefSeq and is a predicted model, not a curated record. The transcript has a single exon.
UGAGCAGGUUGAGUGUUUAUCAGGAGAUGCUGCUUUGUUCCUCUGAUGGUUGAAUGUUGGUUUGUUGUUGGAGAAUGACGGUGAACUCUUCUCUGUCGUAUUUCGUCCUGACAGCUUAUAUCCAUGUAGGAUCUCUGAAGUUCUUGUGCUUCGUGGUGACUGCUCUGGUUUAUGUGGGGAUAGUGCUGGUCAACACGUCGCUCAUGGUGGUGAUCUGCAUGAACAGGAGCCUCCAUGAGCCCAUGUACAUGUUCCUGCUCAGCCUGUUUGUCAAUGAGCUGUAUGGUAGUACAGGCUUGUUUCCAUUCCUGCUGGUUCAGAUCCUCUCUGACCUCCACACUGUUCCUGCUCCUCUCUGUCUCCUGCAGAUCUUCUGUAUCUACAUGUAUGGAAAUGUUGAAGUUUGUAACCUAGCCGUCAUGUCUUAUGACAGGUACUUGGCCAUCUGUGAUCCUCUGCACUAUAAAAGCAGAAUGACGUCUCAGAAAGCUGCUGUUCUGAUCUCUGGGGUUUGGUUUUACUCUGUGUUGAAACUCCUCAUCACUCUGUCCUUAAACGUCCGUCUGAGUCGAUGUGGGAACGUCGUCAACAGUCUGUACUGCCAGAACUACCUGAUAGUGAAGCUGGCCUGCUCCGACACCAGGCUGAACAACAUUUACGGCAUCUUUGGUACGGUGGUGACCGUCAUCGUCCCUCUGAUUCCCAUCCUGUUCUCCUACCUGAGGAUCCUCCAGGUGUGUUUCUCUGGAGACAAACAGACCCGACAGAAAGCCGUCUCCACCUGCUCGCCUCACAUCGUCUCCCUGCUCAAUUUCUCCUUCGGUUCCUGCUUCCAGAUCUUUCAGAGCAGGUUCAGCCAGAACAAGCUUCCCGUCCUGCUGCAGAUCGUCCUGUCACUGUACUUCCUCAUCAUCCAGCCGCUGCUCAGCCCCGUCAUGUACGGGAUGCAGAUGUCCUCCAUCAGGAACACCUAUAAGAGAGUGUUCUGUUCUAAAGUCUGGGCUGCUCACAGAGACGGGACCUAGCAUCUCCUGCAGGCUCAAGACCCUUAUUUCACCAGGUCCUG